This is a messenger RNA of Cyphomyrmex costatus, 1129 nucleotides long. Its product is annotated as sulfatase-modifying factor 1. The transcript is spliced from 4 exons. The record is from RefSeq and is a predicted model, not a curated record. Gene Ontology annotation, cellular component: endoplasmic reticulum. Bases 56 to 1129 code for a protein of 357 amino acids. Gene Ontology annotation, molecular function: formylglycine-generating oxidase activity. Gene Ontology annotation, biological process: protein oxidation. NCBI's taxonomy places the organism in Eukaryota, Metazoa, Arthropoda, Insecta, Hymenoptera, Formicidae.
UCCUAGACAAGAAAAGUCAACAGAGAUACGCGAUCGACUCCUUGUGACUUAACUCAUGAUUGGAGUGAACAAAAUCAUGUUUUGCCGUAUUAAAAUGACUGUCUUAAACUUUUAUAAAAUUCAAAUGUUAAUCGGAUAUUUUUAUUUGUAUGUAAACGCUGUGAAGGAUAAUAGUAACUGUCAGUGCAGCAAAUUAAAUCGGCAAUUAAUUUUUAGUCGUCAGGAAGGAUAUUGCAUUGUGAAUAAUAUUAAAUUCAAUGCAACUAACGUAAUAAAAGAGAAAAGAAAGAUGGUUAAAAUUAACGCCGGUACAUAUUUCAUAGGAACGAACAAUCCAAUUUUAGUAGCUGAUGGAGAAGGACCAAAACGCGAAGUAGUGUUAGAUAGUUUUUAUAUAGACAAAUUUGAAGUAAGUAAUAAAGAAUUUAUGACGUUUGUAAGUGCUACUGGAUAUAUGACUGAAGCAGAAAACUUUGGGGAUUCUUUUGUCUUUGAGGGUCUUUUAACACAAACUACAAAGGAUAAAGUCAAUAAAGCGGUUGCACAAGCUCCUUGGUGGUUACUUGUGAAACAAGCCUCAUGGCAACAUCCAGAAGGUCCCAACUCAAAUAUUACCUUCAGAAUGGAUCAUCCUGUUAGCCAUGUUUCCUGGAACGAUGCAGUUGCUUACUGCAAUUGGAUGGGAAUGAGAUUGCCAACUGAAGCAGAAUGGGAAGUUGCAUGUCGUGGUGAACUCUCUGAUAGGCUUUAUCCUUGGGGAAAUAAACUAAUGCCAAAAAAUCAGCAUAAAGCUAAUAUUUGGCAAGGCAAUUUUCCUACAGAGAAUACUGAAGAAGAUGGAUACAAAGGUACAUCACCAGUUACUAUGUUUUCACAGAAUAGAUAUGGUUUGCAUAAUAUUGUUGGAAAUGUUUGGGAAUGGACAGCAGAUUGGUGGGUAAUAAAGCACUCAAGCGAUCGAUUAAUAAAUCCAAUUGGUCCUUCUAGCGGUAGUGAUAAAGUGAAAAAAGGUGGUUCAUAUCUAUGUCACAAAAGUUAUUGCUACAGAUACAGAUGCGCCGCGCGUAGUCAAAACACACCUGAUUCAUCAGCUGGAAAUUUAGGUUUUAGAUGCGCUGUAUCAGCAUAA